Messenger RNA from Paecilomyces variotii, 1464 nucleotides. RefSeq names its product putative nickel transport protein. The transcript has 7 exons. NCBI's taxonomy places the organism in Eukaryota, Fungi, Ascomycota, Eurotiomycetes, Eurotiales, Thermoascaceae. The coding region runs from base 1 to 1464 and encodes 487 amino acids. The record is from RefSeq and is a predicted model, not a curated record. Gene Ontology annotation, biological process: nickel cation transmembrane transport. Gene Ontology annotation, molecular function: nickel cation transmembrane transporter activity. Gene Ontology annotation, cellular component: plasma membrane.
AUGUCCCGUCCACUUUCCCCCUCGGCCUCUCUUCCUCCAGAUGACCCAAUUCCGUCAUAUGGAGCGACAGGAUAUGAGGAGAGAUCUAUGAAGAAGUCCCUGCUGGGACGGGUGGAACGAUCGCAUCGCAGUUGGCCGGGGAUCAGAAAGAUCCCGCUUCCUGCCAUUGGGAUCAUAGCUCUCAUCGCGAUAGUCAAUGUUGUCGUGUGGAUUGCUGCAGCCAUUGUCUUGCAUUACUACACUUCCUUGGUCUCUACUGCUGCCAUCUCAUACUCCCUUGGUCUGAGACACGCCCUCGAUGCGGACCAUAUCUCGGCGAUUGAUUUGAUGACGAGAAGGCUGCUCGCCACUGGACAGAUGCCCGUCACCGUUGGGACUUUCUUUUCGUUGGGCCAUUCCACCAUUGUCAUUAUCACCUCUAUUGUCGUGGCAGCCACUGCUGCUGCAGUAUCCUCGCGGUUCGACAGUUUCAGCACCAUCGGCGGUAUCAUCGGCAGCUCCGUCAGCGCCGCCUUUCUCAUCCUGCUGGGUAUCAUGAAUGCGUACAUCCUCUACAAGCUGUUUAAACAGAUGCAAAAGGUUCUGAAUCUGGGAGAAGGAGAGGAAGACGAGGCAUGGAAGAUUGAGGGAGGCGGGAUCCUUUUUUCUUUGCUAAAGAAGAUGUUCCGGCUGAUUGAUCGGCCCUGGAAAAUGUAUCCGUUGGGCGUGCUCUUCGGUCUCGGAUUCGAUACAUCUUCGGAAAUUGCACUGCUUGGAAUCUCUUCCAUUCAGGCAGCAAAGGGUACCGAUUUCUGGGUGAUCUUGAUCUUCCCUAUUCUCUUCACUGCGGGCAUGUGCCUCAUCGACACCAUGGACGGUGCUCUCAUGCUGUCUCUAUACGUCCAGCCUGCCGCAAACUUCCUUCCUAAAGCACGGAGAUCCGACUCUGUAGGAUCGUCCGACGUUAUCGACGUUCAUACAGAGGGGCCAAAUCAUUCCGCCAAUCCUCGCGAUCCAGUGGCUUUUCUAUAUUACUCCAUUGUCCUCACUACCCUUACCGUUAUCGUCGCCAUUGUUAUUGGUGUUAUACAGCUGCUCACCAUGAUUCAAAACGUGGCGGAGCCGAAAGGUAAGUUUUGGGACGGUGUCGAGACGGCAGGAGACUAUUACGAUGUGAUUGGCGGUUCUAUCUGCGGAUUGUUCCUUAUAUGUGGCCUACUGAGCGUGGCCCUCUACAAACCGUGGAGAAGAUGGUUUGGCAAGCGACAUGGCCAAGCUGACAUUGUGGACGAAGAGGGGUCAUUGGAUGGCGAUGCGGGUGGUAUCAGUAGGGUCGGUGGAGAGAUCUCUACUACAACUACAGCCGGGGGGAAUCUGCAGGAAGGUUCGGCAGCUGCAGAUGCUGUUGGGAAGGGAUCUGCAACGCAAGUCUCUGUGAAAGCUGCCAAGGGCGACCAGAGUGAUCCGUUGAUACCUGAAGUGUAA